This is a messenger RNA of Nomascus leucogenys (northern white-cheeked gibbon), 1220 nucleotides long. RefSeq names its product prothymosin alpha (gene PTMA). Gene Ontology annotation, biological process: positive regulation of transcription by RNA polymerase II; negative regulation of apoptotic process. The record is from RefSeq and is a predicted model, not a curated record. NCBI's taxonomy places the organism in Eukaryota, Metazoa, Chordata, Mammalia, Primates, Hylobatidae. Gene Ontology annotation, molecular function: histone binding. Gene Ontology annotation, cellular component: nucleus.
CUGGCGCCGCGUGAGUCCCCCACUGGCUGCUCUGAAAAGCCAUCUUUGCAUUGUUCCUCGUCCGCCUCCUUGCUCGCCGCAGCCGCCUCCGCCGCGCGCCUCCUUCGCCGCCGCGGACUCCGGCAGCUUUAUUGCCAGUCCCUGAACUCUCGCUUUCUUUUUAAUCCCCUGCAUCGGAUCACCGGCGUGCCCCACCAUGUCAGACGCAGCCGUAGACACCAGCUCCGAAAUAACCACCAAGGACUUAAAGGAGAAGAAAGAAGUUGUGGAAGAGGCGGAAAAUGGAAGAGACGCCCCUGCUAACGGGAAUGCUGAGAAUGAGGAAAAUGGGGAGCAGGAGGCUGACAAUGAGGUAGAUGAAGAAGAGGAAGAAGGUGGGGAGGAAGAGGAGGAGGAAGAAGAAGGUGAUGGUGAGGAAGAGGAUGGAGAUGAAGAUGAGGAAGCUGAGUCAGCUACGGGCAAGCGGGCAGCUGAAGAUGAUGAGGAUGACGAUGUCGAUACCAAGAAGCAGAAGACCGACGAGGAUGACUAGACAGCAAAAAAGGAAAAGUUAAACUAAAAAAAAAAGGCCGCCGUGACCUAUUCACCCUCCACUUCCCGUCUCAGAAUCUAAACGUGGUCACCUUCGAGUAGAGAGGCCCGCCCGCCCACCGUGGGCAGUGCCACCCGCAGAUGACACGCGCUCUCCACCACCCAACCCAAACCAUGAGAAUUUGCAACAGGGGAGGAAAAAAGAACCAAAACUUCCAAGGCCCUGCUUUUUUUCUUAAAAGUACUUUAAAAAGGAAAUUUGUUUGUAUUUUUUAUUUACAUUUUAUAUUUUUGUACAUAUUGUUAGGGUCAGCCAUUUUUAAUGAUCUCGGAUGACCAAACCAGCCUUCGGAGCGUUCUCUGUCCUACUUCUGACUUUACUUGUGGUGUGACCAUGUUCAUUAUAAUCUCAAAGGAGAAAAAAAACCUUGUAAAAAAAGCAAAAAUGACAACAGAAAAACAAUCUUAUUCCGAGCAUUCCAGUAACUUUUUUGUGUAUGUACUUAGCUGUACUAUAAGUAGUUGGUUUGUAUGAGAUGGUUAAAAAGGCCAAAGAUAAAAGGUUUCUUUUUUUUCCUUUUUUGUCUAUGAAGUUGCUGUUUAUUUUUUUUGGCCUGUUUGAUGUAUGUGUGAAACAAUGUUGUCCAACAAUAAACAGGAAUUUUAUUUUGCUGAGUUGUUCUAACAAA